Messenger RNA from Closterium sp. Naga37s-1, 1286 nucleotides. The record is from the annotation of a GenBank genome assembly. NCBI's taxonomy places the organism in Eukaryota, Viridiplantae, Streptophyta, Zygnematophyceae, Desmidiales, Closteriaceae.
GUGGCGUUUUACGACGCGCACAAGGUGGCGGCGCUGAGCGGCGUGCUGUCGUCGGAGCUGGGGUUCAUGGACAAGGCCGUCACCGACAACGUCACGCGCGACCGCGGCCUCCGCUCCAUCUGCGAGGUGGUGUCGACACUGGCGAUCCUGUUCGUCAUCGCUCCAGACCUAGCGCCCGUGUUCUCGCUGCUGGCGGUGGGCAUCUCGCUCAUCGCGGGCAUCUACAAGCGCGGCACGCUGCCCGUGUUCGCGCGCAGCACCGCCACCCAGGCGCGCAUCACCGACUCCGCCACCGAGACCUUCCAAGCCAUCCGCACCGUGCGGUCGUUUGGAGGCGAGGCGCGGCAGCUGGGGCGGUUUGCAGGCCACGAGGCAGAUGCGCGGGAGACGGGCACGCGGCUGAGUGUGCUCAAGUCGACCAACGAGGCGCUGACACGUGGCUGUAUAUACAUCUCCCUCAUGUGUGUCUACAUCCUGGGCGGCCACAAAGUCCAAAUGGGCGUGAUGCCAGCGGGCACGGUGCUGGCGUUCGUGGGCUACACCUUCCUCCUCACCUUCGCUACGUGCGCUUUGCGUAUCCGCAGCGGGCGGCGGUGGAGGUGAUAAAGGGCAUCAAUCUCGUGCUGCCACGUGGCAGUGUCACAGCACUCGUGGGCGGCAGUGGCGCGGGCAAGUCCACGGUCGUGCAGCUGCUCUCCCAGUUCUAUGAGCCGGUAGCGGGCACGAUAUCACUGGCGGGCAUGGACAUCGCAUCGUUCGACCGCACACAGUGGACGCGCGCUAUUUCUCUCGUCAGCCAGGAGCCGGUGCUAUUCGCCAUGUCGGUGCGCGACAACAUAGCCUAUGGCCUCCCCGACGCUGACGUGUCAGAGGCUGACGUCAUCAGGGCUGCCAAGGCUGCGAACGCGCAUGAGUUCAUUGUGAAGCUGCCCCAGGGCUAUGACACGAUGGUGGGGGAGAGGGGCGGGCUGCUCAGUGGCGGGCAGAGGCAGCGCCUGGCAAUAGCGCGGGCCAUACUGAAGGAUGCGCCGAUUCUGAUUCUGGACGAGGCCACCAGCGCGCUUGACAGCGUGUCAGAGCGACUCAUGCAGCAGGCACUGGAGGGGCUCAUGCAGGGUCGCACAACGCUGGUGAUAGCGCAUCGGCUGAGCACAGUGCAGGCAGCAGAUCAGAUUGUGGUGAUGGCGGCUGGCAGGCUUGUAGAGAGGGGGACACACGCCCAGCUGGUGGCACAAGGGGGUGCUUAUGCCACACUGGUCAAUGCGCAGAACUUGACGUUCGAAUAA